AUGAUGUUCUUUCGCAAGGCUGGCACGGCCUUCUCCAGCCGCCGAGGCCCUCAAUCCUUCUCGACGAUUGCUCGCUUUGUCGUUGUCGUCGGCUUCGUCACCUUCGCCGCCACCGGCCUCCUCUUGACCCAAUACUCCCCCGACAAGGUCCGCAGCGUCGCCGCAAAGAUCCCGCAUCUGACGCUCAACCCAGACUCCGAAGCCCAGCAGGCCACCGCCGAGUACGACCGCCUCGUCUUCAACGUCUCCGACACAGACCUGCACCCCAUUGACCGCCUCAUCGCCGCCGCGCGCCAGGCCCACGACGCCCUUGUCGCGAAGCAAUCCUCUGAUGUCGCAACCGCCGCCGCCAAAUACCGCGAGCGCCGUGGCCGCCACCCGCCGCCCGGGUUUGAUAAAUGGAUGGAGUACGCCAAGAAACACGAUGCCAUUGUCGUCGAGGACUUUUUCGACCGCAUCUACCACGACCUGAACCCCUUUUGGGGCCUCGACCCCGACCAGCUGGCCGGCCGUGCCCAGUCCUGGCACCACGUGGUCCGCGUGCGCGGUGGCAAGGCCACGGGUGUUGGCGACGUCACUGGCCGCGUGCCCUGGCUGAAGCUGUGGACCGACCUGGUGGCCGAGGCCGCGCCCUUCUUGCCCGACGUCGACAUGCCGAUCAACUACAUGGACGAAUCGCGGCUGCUGGUGAAGUGGGAGGAGAUUACAGACCUGGUCAAGAAGGGCGAGGACGGCCGCGAGAUUGUUCCGCGCGAAAAGGCACUCCAGCAGUACCGCGGCCUUGCUUUCAUCGAUGCCAAGAAUGCCAACGAGACCAAUGCCUACGACCCGGACUGGAUCCACGAAAACUCCCCCCAGUACUGGGACUUGUCGCGCGCUGCCUGCCCGCCGAACAGCCCGAGCCGUAAUGUGCCGGCCCUCAAGGACUUCUCCCGCCCGCCUAGCUUGCCCUUUGACUGGCGGCCGGCCUACUCGUCGGAAGGAUAUGUCAAGAACUUUACGGGAUCCGCCGACCCGUGCACACAACCACACCUCCGCUCGCUGCACGGCACCUUUAUCGAGCCCCUCUCCAUCUCGACCUCGACCGAGCUCAUCCCCCUCUUUAGCGGCUGCAAGCUGCCCACCAACAACGACAUUCUCAUCCCUGGCGCCAUGUACCUGACGGACGAUCCGUUCUACUCGGGUGGCGACGGCCAUGGACCCCAGUGGUCCCAGAAGAAGACGGGCAUUGUCUGGCGCGGCGUCGCUUCCGGUGGCCGCAACAAGAAGGAGAACUGGUCCCACUUUCAGCGCCACCGCCUGCUGGAGAUGCUCAACGGCACCACGGUCACCGCCCUCGAGCACGACGGCGCCCGCGCCAUGACCUUUGAGAUGGCGCCCCUGCAAAUGUACAACUACCAGCGUCGCCAUGACAUGACCGUCGGCGAUUUCCUGUCCGAAUUCGCCGACGCCGGCUUCACCGACCUGCUGUGCUUCCCCUUUGGCGAGUGCGACUACGUCGCGCCCCACUUCCAGGCCCUGCCCAGCAAGCCCAUGGCCGAGCAGUAUGUCAACAAGUUUAUCCCCGACGCCGACGGCAACAGCUUCAGCGCCCGCUUCCGCGGCCUGCUGUUGUCGACCAGCCUGCCUCUCAAAGCCACCAUUUAUGCCGAGUGGCACGACGACCGCCUCGCCCCCUGGCUGCACUUUGCGCCCCUCGACAACACCUUCCAGGACCUGCACGCCGCCAUCGACUACUUUACCAGCAGCGCCAAGGGCGACGCCGCCGCUCGCAUGCUGGCCUCGGUCGGCAAGCGCUGGGGCGAAAAGGUCCUGCGCCGCGACGACAUGCUUCUCUACACCUGGCGCCUGCUGCUCGAGUUUGCGCGUGUCUGCGACGAGAACCGGCUGCUGCUAGGUUACACCGAAGACCUCACCCCGGCGGUACCGGCGAACCCAUAA
Molecule: messenger RNA, 1941 nt
Organism: Sporothrix brasiliensis 5110
Lineage: Eukaryota; Fungi; Ascomycota; Sordariomycetes; Ophiostomatales; Ophiostomataceae
Exons: 1
Coding region: 1-1941 (646 amino acids)
Source: RefSeq, a predicted model, not a curated record